Molecule: messenger RNA, 1575 nt
Organism: Benincasa hispida (wax gourd)
Lineage: Eukaryota; Viridiplantae; Streptophyta; Magnoliopsida; Cucurbitales; Cucurbitaceae
Product: Chaperone DnaJ-domain superfamily protein
Source: RefSeq, a predicted model, not a curated record
CACAGCGAGCUUGGAAGAAAUUUGGCCCACAUUUGCUUGCUUUGCUUUGCUUCCAUGUUUUGCAAAGGAAUUUGCAGAGCAAAACGAAGUGAGAACCAGAAAGGGAGGCCAUCCCAUCCCAUCCCAUCAUCCUCCACCGCUGAGCCAAAUCCGCGCGCAAAUCCCUUCUCAAUCCUUCAAUUCAUCUUCAUUCUCUGCCCAUCAAAUUCCCUCUUUCUUUCCGCCAAAACAUCCCCUUUUAACCAAUUUUACACUACCCCACCUUCCGAAUUCCCUUCCUUAAUCCCCAAUACCCCUUUGCUUCGUCUCUUUAGUUUCCAAUGCUAAUACCCAGAUUUCGGCCUUCCCUUAUUCUUCAAAAUUCGUUCAUUGGGUCAACUUUUGCUGCAACCCAUGUCGCCUCUUUCCACUCCACAGCUGCUUCUUGCGAUAAAUGGAAGAGCAAAUGGAAAUUUGAUGGUGGAAAUGGAAAGGAGUCAUCAAAGAAUUAUGUUAGAUAUGUAACCCGUCAAAGGCGUGCUGAUGCAAAAAAGGCUCUAAAGGACCUCCUCUACAACAGUGGAUCUACCUUUCAGAAAAAGGAAUCCAAGUGGAGUCUUGGUGGUCACUGGUCAUCUGAUGAGUCAUCCGAUCAAUCAGGUAACUGUGAUAAGAAAGGACGAGCAAAGUCUUCAACGCGAAAUUUUGGUAAAUCCCAGCACAAGAGACCAAAACGAAAGUUUAGAAGAGAGAGUUUUGUUAACGACUUCGUUAAUGAUUCCGAGACAAUCUUUCACGUCAUGUUUGGCAAUAGAUCAUCUACUUGGUCCUUUGGCUCAUUUAAGGAGACCUCUCAAGAUUCAGCAUCUGGUUUCGGGUGGACAGAACCUCCAAAAUGGAGCCACCGAAGAGCUACACAAUGGGAUAAUUUGAGUGAUUGUGAGUCUGAUGAGGAGACGACCCCUGAAGUAGGAUCAUGUUCAGAUAGAACUAUCCUCGGUUUGCCACAAACAGGACCUUUGAAGAUAGAAGAAGUUAAAACGGCGUUCCGCUUGUCUGCUUUAAAAUGGCAUCCUGAUAAGCAUCAAGGAUCUUCCCAGGCAAUGGCUGAAGAGAAAUUCAAACUUUGUGUUAAUGCAUACAAAUCCUUGUGCUGUGCACUCUCUCCAGGUUAAGCUGCAGCUCUGUUCUAAGGUCUGUUCUAACUUAUAACAAUUUCAAAUGAUUUAAAAUUUUCAAAACAUAAUUUAUGUAGAGAGGUUAUAUUUAAUCUAUAUUUUAAUCAAAACCCCCCUUCUCUGUUUGCUUGUUGGGGAGGAAAUAGUAAAGAUAGGAGUGGAAUAAAUGGAUGCAUUUACAAUCUUCAAAUUUUUGUUCAAAGAAGGCAAUUCCUUCUUCAUUUCUCAUUUACAGAGCACUGUUCCAUUGCAUUCUUUGAGGAUAUUCUUGAAGUUUAUGUCUCUCUUACGUUACAUCUUUAGUUUUGUAGCAGUUGUUUUACAAGAUGACUUCAAAGAAAGAUUUGUCUUUCACCCAAUUCUGUUGUAUUGUAUACUUAUUAUGUAGUUUUGGCCAAUUGACAGAAUUUUUGGUGUA